Fraxinus pennsylvanica is the source of this 1641-nucleotide messenger RNA. NCBI's taxonomy places the organism in Eukaryota, Viridiplantae, Streptophyta, Magnoliopsida, Lamiales, Oleaceae. The record is from the annotation of a GenBank genome assembly.
AUGGCUUCUUCCACAAACCAACCUCUCAUAUACGCUCCAAAGAAAACCUCAGUUGGCUGCAAAAUCCUCAUCUACUCUGUAAUUGCAACAUUUGUUGUAAUUUUUUCAGCUGCUUUCCUUGUCCCAAAUUUGAUUACAAGAAGCCAAAAUGAUGUUUUAUACUUGUGCAGGACAGCCUUUGAUCCUGAGAAAUGUGAAAAUCUUGUCUAUGAAGUAAUCUCCAACAGAGAAAAAGGAGAAAAAUCCAUCGAGAGCAUUGAUAUUCUGCAGGAAUUCUUGAAGAAGUAUGCUCAUCAUAUGGAUAAUGCAGUUGUAGUUAGUAGAAAACUUAGGAAUCAGAUCAAUGAUGAAUAUGAGCAGAGGGCUCUAGCUGAUUGCUUGGAGCUGAUGGAUCUGUCAAUUGAUCAAGUGAAAGAUUCUAUGGUGGUUUUGGAGAAUCGAACAAGACUAUCACGUUCCAACGCACAAACAUGGCUUAGUGGGGUGCUUACUAAUCAUGUAACCUGCCUAGACGGUCUUAAAGUUUCAGGCAAAACGUCGAUUGGAGUGAUUCUUGAAGACUUGAUAUCCAGGGCCAGGGCAGCUUUAGCAAUGUCGGUAUUAGAACCCAGCAGGGAAAUGUUGUCUCGAAGGCUGUUGCCAUCAUGGAUCGAGCCGGGGGACAGGAAACUGUUGCAGAGUUCGGCCAAGGAUAUUAAGGCUGAUCUAAUUGUGGCUAAAGAUGGUACGGGGAACUACAAGAAAGUAGCGGAUGCUGUUGCCGCAGUCCCGGACAAUAGCAAGAAGAGGUAUGUGAUAUAUGUAAAGAAGGGAACAUAUAAGGAGAACGUAGAAGUGGGAAAGAAGAAAAAGAAGCUGAUGAUUGUUGGUGAUGGAAUGGAAACCACCAUUAUUACUGGUAGCCUUAAUGUUGUUGAUGGUUCCACAACCUUCAAAUCUGCCACUCUAGCCGCAGUCGGUGAGGGAUUCAUUUUACAAGACAUCUGCAUACAAAACACAGCCGGACCAGAAAAGCACCAGGCAGUGGCGCUUCGCGUCGGUGCAGAUCAAUCCGUCAUAAAUCGUUGCAAAAUUGAUGCCUACCAGGAUACUUUAUACGCACAUUCUCUAAGACAAUUCUACAGAGAUUCCUACAUCACAGGAACAGUAGAUUUCAUCUUUGGCAAUGCAGCGGUAGUUUUCCAAAACUGCAAACUCGUGGCUCGUAAACCCAUGAAAAGCCAAAAGAAUAUGGUGACUGCCCAGGGCAGAAUCGACCCGAAUCAGAACACAGGGACAUCAAUCCAGGAUUGUGAAAUCAUACCAAGUGCAGAUCUAGAGUCGGCGAAAAGUUCAUUCCCGACGUAUCUUGGUCGUCCAUGGAAGGAGUACUCGAGAACUGUCGUGAUGCAAUCGAACAUUUCAGAUCAUAUUGAUCCGGCAGGUUGGGCUGAAUGGAAUGGGGAUUUUGCUUUGAAAACUUUGUAUUAUGGGGAGUAUAUGAAUGGAGGAGCAGGUGCAGGGACUAGCAAGAGAGUGAAUUGGCCGGGGUAUCAUGUGAUUACUGACCCCGCUGAAGCAACGAAAUUUACUGUGAAAGAGAUGAUACAAGGCGGAGAGUGGCUGAGUUCUACUGGAGUGGCUUUCACUGAAGGAUUAUAA